CGGCAUGUCCAAGGAAGAGUUUGUCGAGAUGAUGACAUCGUUUGUCUUCGACGUGCAGCAGAGCGUUGGAUUCGACACUGACGCUUCCCGUGAUCUCUUGGCAAGGCUUUAUGCGGCACUGGAACCCCUUCGCUCGCAUUGCCAGACGUCGCAGGAGGCGGUGAAUCAGUUGGAACGACAGAUUGGCCGGCAGCUAGCCCUUCGCCAUGCAGACCUGCGGACUCGGUUUCUCCACUUUGAUCGACACGUCAGUGGGUACAUGAGUUACGUGGACUUUCAGCACGCCCUCGAUGUCCUCAACCUUGACGCCGACCCUGCUGUGCUCACCCGUCUGUUUCAAAAGUACGACCCGCAAGGACAAGGCCGCAUCAACUACACCAACUUUCUGCAUCUCACCCACGUUACAGACUCGGAUCCACCGCGGUCAGAAGCACACGACGCCAUGAUGCUCUCCCAUCCCCCUCCGUAUCGUCCUCCAUCCGACAACCAAGACUUGGAACACCUGGAGCACCGCCGCACAGACGACCUCGUGGCGCGCAUCCGAGCUAAACUGUAUCAGCGUGGCUUGUCCGUUCGCGAAUUGUUCCUGUCCAUGGACCAAGGCAGGUAUUCGUACCUGACGCUACAAGAAUUGCAUCACGGGUUCACUUCGAUCCUCGGCAUUGACUUGCACAUCAAGGAACUGAUGCAUUUGACACGGCAUUUAACCCGGAAACGCACUGACCUGCUCUCCUUGUCCGACUUUGCCUAUCUCCUGGAAGGCCUGUCCAUGUUCCAUCCUACUACAAGUGCAACAUCAGUGGGGGGUAGCUCCUCGCCCAUCUCAGUGAUGAAGCCGCCUUGCCCAUCCAAGAGCUUGGGGCUACCAGCGCCGUCCUGCUUGAACCCGUUAUUUGAAUCCCAACUGGCGUCGGUACUGCAAGACCAAGGCAAGAAAUCUCGCCGCGCCUUGUUUGAGAGCAUGGCUCCGCUGGGGUCGCUCUCCCCGUCGGCCUUCCACAGCCACUUGCGUCGAUGGGGCGUGCAUGUGCCCGACGACGCCGAGCUCGUGCGACUCGUGGGCUACUUCGACACGAACGGCAACGGCACCCUCGAAUUCCACGAAUUCAUUCGGCUCUUGCAGCAUCUGGAGAGGUCGUCGUAGCGUUGGAUUGCUGUGAUUUGAUUGCUGUGAUUUCCGAGCAAAAAAACUCGCCGCUGCGCUAGUGUGCUGGCAGGAACUAGGAAUGGCGCUUCGCGCAUGAAAUGUCACUACCCUCGAAACAAAUGAU
Aphanomyces astaci is the source of this 1271-nucleotide messenger RNA. RefSeq lists its product as hypothetical. The record is from RefSeq and is a predicted model, not a curated record. The coding region runs from base 5 to 1144 and encodes 379 amino acids. The transcript is spliced from 3 exons. Lineage: Eukaryota; Oomycota; Saprolegniomycetes; Saprolegniales; Verrucalvaceae. Gene Ontology annotation, molecular function: calcium ion binding.